AUGGAAUUAGAUAACUCUUCUUUUUCUAUCAAUUUUUGUCCAUCUUUUCUAUCUCCUUUUAGGUUAAAAAGUUUUCUAUCUCCAUCUUUUUCUUCUUCAUUUUUUUUUUCGGUAUUUUUCUAUCAUCUUUUUCUUUCUUUAAUUUCAAUCUUUUUUUUUUUCUUCUGUCUGAAAAAAAAAAAAGAGUUUCGUUUAAUCAGGGUGGCUUUCUUUCUUUUUUUAGCCAUAUUUUCUAAAAUUUUAUCUUUUUUCUUUUUAUUCUCCAUCUUUUUCUUCUUCUUUUUCAUUCCAUUUUUUCUUCUUCUUUUCCUAUCUCCACCUUUUUUUUUCUUGUUCUUUCCAUGGGACCUCUUUUUCUUCUUUUUUCUUUCUUUUCUGAGUUUUUUCUUCUUUCUAUUCAUUUUGAGGAAACAGUUCUCCAUUUUUUCUUCAUUUCAUUAUUUUUUCUUCUUCAUUUUUAUUCCCACCUUUUUCUUCAGUCUUUUUUUAUUUUUUUCGCCAUCUUUUUCUUCUUUUUUUAAUGCAGUUCUAUUCCAAUUUUUUUUUCUUCUUUUACUAUGGACCGAACAUGUGAGCAUUCCACCUUUUUUCUUUUUUUCUUCGCCAUCUUUUCUUCUUCUUUUUUCUAUCUCAAAAGACUACCUUUCUUUUCGAGCUUAA
Molecule: messenger RNA, 660 nt
Organism: Acanthosepion pharaonis
Lineage: Eukaryota; Metazoa; Mollusca; Cephalopoda; Sepiida; Sepiidae
Source: the annotation of a GenBank genome assembly